UUGAUGUCCUGCCCAGAGUUUGGGUCGACUGAGCAAAACUUUUUUUCUCCAUAGUGAGCUGCGGAGAUUUCUUUUGCGAUCUGUGAAUUUCCUUUGCAGCUUAUCUUUACCUGACACACCGCAGUUGGAAAAAGAUCUACGGGAGCGUUUUUGUCAAGUGUUUUUUUUUUUUUUUACGUUUUGUCUUUUGCUUUACUUUUUGUGAGCGAAAAACUCACGCAAACAGAUUCCACUGUGGAGCAGAUAUGAGCUUUGUUACCAUCACAGUUAUGUCUGGAAGAAACUCGAGGAAAACGCUGUCCUUUGCUGGAUACUUUGACAGCUAACACACUUUGGAAGUACAAAUUCCUCCACAUUGAAAGUUUAGUAUGACCCCCGUGUAACUUUUAUUGAUCGGCGUCCAGUUUUUUUCCCCACUCUUCUUGGUGCGUAAAAGUACUCCAAGACCAUUUCUGUGACUUUGUGAGCGCAAAACUUUGGGAAGCGCACGGUUGGCACACUGCUUUGGCACAAUGGAACCGGGCCAGCACAACCCUCCGGCCGGACACCAGAUCGUCCACGUCCGGGGCGACUCCGAGACAGACCUGGAGGCGCUCUUCAACGCCGUUAUGAACCCCAAAAGUACCAUCGUGCCCCCCUCUGUGCCAAUGAGAAUGAGGAAGCUACCAGACUCUUUCUUCAAACCACCAGAACCAAAGUCCCAUUCCAGACAAGCCAGCACUGAUGCAGGGAGUGGUGCCUCCCAAACCCCCCACCAUGUGCGAGCCCAUUCGUCCCCAGCCAACCUGCAGCUCGGGGCUGUCUCUGCAGGCUCUCUAUCUGGGAUGGGCUCAGCAGGUGCCUCCCCUCAGCACCUUCGUCAGUCCUCUUAUGAGAUCCCUGAUGACGUGCCUCUGCCCCCCGGCUGGGAGUUGGCCAAGACAGCUUCAGGACAGAGAUACUUCCUCAAUCAUAUUGAGCAGACUACCACUUGGCAGGACCCACGUAAGGCCCUGCUCCAGUUAAACCAGCCUGCCCCGGCCAGCACGGUGCCAGUCCAGCAGCAGAACCUCAUGAACCCAGCCACUGGUCCACUUCCUGAUGGCUGGGAGCAGGCCAUCACCUCAGAGGGCGAGAUCUACUACAUUAACCACAAGAACAAGACCACCUCCUGGUUGGACCCUAGACUGGACCCGCGUUUUGGUCUGAACCAGCAGAGGAUUUCCCAGAGUGCCCCGGUGAAGCCGACAGGCCAGCUCCCGCCCCACAGUGCAGUGAUGGGAGGCAAUAACCAGAUGAGACUGCAACAGCUCGAGAAGGAGAGACUCCGACUGAAGCAACAAGAGCUGCUCAGACAGAGGCCCCAGGAACUGGCUUUAAGAAAUCAACUCCCCAUGGAUCAAGAUGGAGGCAGUAACCCAGUGUCUUCCCCGAUGGCCCAGGACACCAGGACCAUGACAGCCAACAGCUCUGACCCAUUCCUCAACAGCGGAACCUACCACUCCAGAGAUGAGAGCACGGACAGCGGCCUGAGUAUGAGCAGCUACAGUGUGCCUCGCACUCCUGAUGACUUCCUCAACAGUGUGGAUGAGAUGGACACAGGUGAACCUCAGCAGACCUCCAUGGCUUCCCAGCCCAGCCGCUUCCCAGACUACCUGGACGCCAUCCCAGGCACGGAUGUAGACCUGGGCACCCUGGAGAGCGAGAGCAUGGCCGUGGAGGGGGAGGAGCUGAUGCCUAGUCUGCAGGAGGCCCUGAGCUCCGACAUCUUCAACGACAUGGAGUCCGUCCUGACGGGCAAGAUCGACAAAGAGAGCUUCCUCACAUGGUUAUAGAGGACUUAACCACAUGACAUGGACUGCUGCUUGCUCUGAUCUGGAAGGAUUCAUACAUGCUUUUUCAGGACAUUUCAGCGAGCCUUUUUGGACUUUUAUCUUGUAUAUCAACCUUUUUCUUUUUUAAGGCAGUAUUCCUCUUAUAUUUGUUUUUCUUCUCUCACAACGUUAUCUCGUUAUUUUGUCUGUGUCUUCAAGGCUGGCCCAUGAACAGACAAUUAUAAACAAGGGUCCCCUGCAUGUUUCACUAAAGUCUGCCAUGGAAUCUAGGGCAUCUCUCUUCCAGGAGUCUCCCUCUAUAAUUGAGGAGAGCAUGUACUCUGUAAGAAAAUUAACCUUUUGUUUUUGAUGCCUAUUUGCUUUAGAGUGGUAAAAACAUGAGCAUUUAACAUACCAAUGUUUUGAAUAUACAUUUUCUACAGAGAUAUGUUUUGAAGCCUGAAAAACCAAAAAUGAUGUAUUUGCUGAAAGAACAAUACUGAUUUGGAGUAAAAGUAGGCCCGACUUGGACAUAUUGAAGAGUGGCAGGUUGGAGUCUGGGGACCGAUUGCAUUGCUGCUUGGCUGUGCCAGCAAUUCUAUGUGAAACCUAUUGUUAGAUCAAGUGCCUUUAGUUGUAUUUUUUGAGACGCGAGCAUGAUGAACAAAUACACACUUUCUUUGUAUCAAACAUCAAGCAUUCAUGAUUUUCACACACAUUUUUAUUCACGUUAUCACAAAAUUAACACAUUUUAAGAUGCUUGGGCUGACAAAAUCGUAACCCCAGCUUGUUUUUUUAUAUAUAUUAAGAUUUAUUUUGAAAGUUGUUCUUUUUGUCUUUUACUUUAUAUUUAGGUUACUUAAUACAUGUAUGUAUCAUAGUAUAGAUCAAAUGGCAUCAGCUUUUCUUUAUUUGCCUUUAGAGUAAAUGAUGCAUUUUAACUGGAUCAUCACAGCUUGUGGAGCUGGUUGGUCGGUUUUGGCUCUUAAACUCCUAUUGUCUAUGAUUUUAUUGUAUACAUUUUAGUGUUUUUAUUGAUCACAUGCAGCUUCUUUCUUUCUUAAAGAUUUUUAACAUUAACCAAAAAAAUUAUUUUUAGGUAAAGCAAGCUAUAGCUAUUGCUUGAUUAAACCUUGUGACAGUAUAGACGUGUGAGCUCAGAUGUGCUGUGCUGUGUUGAACUGAGGGUUUUUUGGCAGCAACUGUGACAGGUUGUAGCAGGUCGGAGAGUUUUGUGAGGCAGUGAAAGGCAGAAAGCCAAGGUUUAAGUUGUUGCAUUAUUUGUGUGAAAUAUCUUUUAAAAAAGAAAAAAAAAAAAAAAAAAAGAAACAAUCAAUGCCCAAGUUUGUUGUGAGAGAUUCCAAAGAUGUUUUAAUGCUAACACUUUUAUGUUUUCUGGUUUUGUUGUAAUCAGCCACUGUUUCGAACAACAUAAUAUAAGCUAAUGAGACACAUGUAGGCUUCUAGUGUUAAGUGACAUGUCUGAAUAGAGAAGUGGCUUGUGUCCUUUGAGGGUUGUUUUGAGUGACUAAAUGAGAUUUUUUUUUUUAAAGUGGUGAUUUUGAAAUGAGCGCUACUGUUUACAUUCUCGGAGAGCAGUGAAUUUCUACAGCCACAGCAGACACAAACCAGAGACUGUUCCUCACAUUGUUUUUCAUGUUUACACUACUGCAGUAAGUUUCAAAAACUUUGAGAAGUUAAAAAAAAGUCAAUUAUUGAUUUCAGAACUUGAACAUUUAUGCUAGACCUGGCAACAUGAACAUUUUAACACAAGUUACACUACUAGCAUCCUAAAUUGUAUUUUGUCAAGUACACCAUUGUGUGGUUUAGGAUGGUUAAACAGUGUUCUAAAGAACAAUGUAACUACAGUUUAUGAUACACUACACUUGGCUUGUGCUGCAUUUUAAAGUGCUGACGCGUUUUGUCACGAGCCUGUUUUUUUUGCUUAUUUAGUGUGUUAUUGUCAGAGUAUAUUAGUUGUUGACUGUUAUUAGCAGUAGGACUAAUCACAAGGUAAUGGCUUUUGUAUUUAGAGAUUUCUAAAUGCACAUGAAAUGAAUUUAUAUUCGGUAAUGAUCUGUUCUUUUCAUAGAUUUGUGCAUGUUUUAGAACAAUAAAUUCUGUUACAAUAUCUUUAUAUGAUAAUUGGCCUGAAAUAAAGUAUAUACUUUGUGGUAAGAUUUA
Molecule: messenger RNA, 3977 nt
Organism: Periophthalmus magnuspinnatus
Lineage: Eukaryota; Metazoa; Chordata; Actinopteri; Gobiiformes; Gobiidae
Gene: yap1
Product: Yes1 associated transcriptional regulator
Exons: 8
Coding region: 513-1814 (433 amino acids)
Biological process (GO): hippo signaling; positive regulation of transcription by RNA polymerase II
Cellular component (GO): nucleus; cytoplasm
Molecular function (GO): protein binding; transcription corepressor activity; transcription coactivator activity
Source: RefSeq, a predicted model, not a curated record